Seminavis robusta is the source of this 2481-nucleotide messenger RNA. Lineage: Eukaryota; Bacillariophyta; Bacillariophyceae; Naviculales; Naviculaceae. The record is from the annotation of a GenBank genome assembly.
UCGGCCAAAUUCAAAAAUUGGAUGUCAUCAUCCUUCUUUUCACAAGUUCGGCAAAGAGCACCACUCCUCCGAGGCUCUCCUCUCCUUGUCUUUGGCAUCUACUAGUAGUAGUACAAGCGAGUAGUAUUUCAGAAUGGCAACAUAUGUGAUUCGAUGUCGACUGGUGUGGCUAUCGCUGACAGUGGCCUUUUUGUUGGUUGCCUUGAUGGCGUCCAUGGCUUCUCCCGUGGUUGCUAUUGAUGUCGAUGGUGGAGUAGAAGACUCCUCCACUAUGACGUUACCAUCAGAUGGACACUUGAAUUCUCACGUCAUGAUGGACUCUACUACUACUGGGAGUAGUAGUAGUAGCACUGGUAGUAACGACUGUAAAUGCCGACAACACACACAACCUCCGCCGCAAUCCACCACUGAAACUACAACGGGCGCUCGCAUUUUUUACUUGGUAAUGGUACACAAUGUGUUUACACUCCAAGACGCGGUACGACUGUUUCGAGCACUCCGAGAUCCUCGCCACAGCAUUGUCUUUCACGUGGAUCGCAAAGUCCACGAUGCCAUUGACUCCGGUUUCCCGAAUAAUGCGACGGAGCUGCAAAAUGCACUGACAGCGCUGCAAGACGAGAUGGACUCGUGUCCGUGUGGCAGUCGCGUGUACAUGGAUUCCGUCCACACAGUCCAAUGGAGUCAUUGGAGUAUGAAUCUACCCACGCUGUGGGGCAUGCAAGUGGCAGUCACCAAUCCCUUGUUCCAAGACAAGUGGGAUGUGUUCAUCAACCUCAGUGGAGACACGUAUCCGGUCUACACUCCGGGUACAAUGGCACAAAUCUUUGGCCAUCUCCAAAAUUACAAUUUUGUCACGUCUCGAUCCUGUGAAACUGGUCUGAUCCCCACCAAUGUCUAUGCCUUUCCCAAACAUUGGCACAAACGGAAACAUUACACCAACAACGACAAUAGUCCACCACCCAUUAUUCACUACAAUGACAUUAGUAGUACUACUACUGUGAGUAGUAGUGGCAAGGGAACUCCCACCAGUGUCGAAAUCAACUACUAUUUUGGAAGUCAAUGGGUCGCCUUGCAACCCACAUUUGUCCGAUACCUCGUUACGGAAUUGGCACGCAAUGAUAGCUUUCCCAGUCGUUAUCGAGAUCACCUUUUAAAGACUGGAAAAGUCAUGACGGAUGAAACAUUUUUGCCCACGGUACUCAUGCAUACCCCGCCGUUCAACACCACCACAUUGCCACGGGUCCACGACGAGGAUGGUACUAUUGUCUAUGACAACAGUAACAAUGACAAUAACAAUCUACAACUCCCUCCCAUUCGCCAUUUGCGCUACGAACGCAUGGACGAACGCAUUCCAUCUCCAUUGCGAGGAUACUUUCCAAAACAUCCGCGUUACGAAGUGCCCCAGCAUCCUCCUCCCAAUAUGAUCCUUCCACCCGCACCCCAUACGUGGGGACCUUACUAUUUGGGAACGUAUGAUUUGGCCGAUAUUGCCGACAGUGGAGCACUCUUUAUCAGAAAAGUAUCCAGUCGCAUUGACGACAAUCUAUUUCAUCUAUUGCCCGUCGAUUCGUGGCAACAAAUUCCACGCAUUCAAUGGCCGACUGCGGGAAUACAAGUGUCGGCCGUGCCCAAUUGGCAAGACGAAAAACGACAAUUGAUGCAAAACGCCGUCCGGCAAGCAACAAAAGAAGGACAGGAAGUACCCACCAAUUUCAAACGAGAGUUGGGGCGGUUGCAAGCCGAACAUGAUACUGCCGCAGAGCAACAACAACCAGUGGAAGAAGAAGAAGAGUAUGAGACUGGUGAUUCCGACAAUUUGGAUCCUGAAUCAUCGUCUACAACACAGCCGCGGGGAAGAGUACAACGUGAAUUACAGGGGACAACCUCCUCCGAUAGCAACAAAAACGGCGACAAAGAAGGGGAAGACCUCUAGUGACACUAUCAACGAGAUACCGCUGAUGCCAUCUCUACACGCUAGACAAGACAGUCUGGGGUUGUGCCAGUGCCGUCGAUGUUGCCUAUUCGGUUCGACUAAACACCAACCAAUCAAUUCUCCAAGUGCUGCGUGGGAAAAGCACGGUACGCUGCAAGGGGAGCACAUGUGACGACACUGUAGGUAGCUCCCAAUCAAGCGACCAAGGGAAUUUAGCACGUUCCCAAUGACAACCAGGAAAAGCCCAAAAUGGCCAUUCAAGGUACUCCCCUUCGGUUUGGUUGAGACUUGUUACGGUAGUACCGUACAGUAAACAGAGUUGCCAUUUACUAGCACAGUUCCCGUAUGUAUUGCAGAGGCCACGCACAACUCAAUGUUUUUAUCAACAUUCCCUGGACAUCCAAAAAGUCCCUUGUCCCAGAAUAGCUACUGAGUAUAAUACUGUAAUGCAUAUUUUUAGCGAGGACGCAUUCAUCUGGCAAGCAAGUGUCUGUAUUGUUGUAGGUACAAUCUAGACUAAUAGUAAUAUUAUUAUAUUCACAACGCCA